GCGGAGAGGAUGCGACGCACCGUCGACCUCAAAGGGCAUGGCACCACACGUAUUUGUGCGAACGACGAGGGAGCCGCGAUACUCGAUGUCAACACGCUGAGGGAUCACGCCAAUACGUUUAACAACAUGCAGGAAGGUGCUGGCCUACGCUUGAAACCCCAAAAAUGCAAGCUCAUGCCUCUCUACGCCUCAUUCGUGAUCCAGAUGAUUGAAUCGAUCCGGGAUCAGCUGCUGGCGAUCGUCCCUGAGUGGGUGCAGUUCGCCAUCAUCAACGCUGCGCUGUACCUCGGGUAUCUCAUGGGCCCCAGCGUAACGGACGAGAAAAUGGCAGCAUCGAGCAGACGCAUGCUCCAAAGCUAAAGGCCCCACCACAUCUACGAUCAAGGAGUACAACACCAAGGCUGUUCCCACCGUGCUCUACGUUGCCCAAUUUGGACUCCCGCCGCGCACUCUCGUGCAGACCGAGAACGGCAUAAUCAACAUGCUCUGGCACGUGCCGCCCUCAACUUUCACUACUCGUGGAAAGUCGCGAGCGUCCGAGUUCGGGGUCGCCGACGUCAUCUCCGUCUCUCUGGCCUGCGUCGCCGCGCUGAUCCGCGCUGCGCUUGCUACUCUGGACUGGCAUACGCCGCUGGCCGAGCUUCGACAUGCCGAUCUUCGUGCUGCUCCUGAUCGCUCUGUCGCUUGAUCUCGCACGUCCUGUUCCUUGGGCACUACAUUGUAAGACGCCAGCAAUUGCAUGGGCACCUAGAAUGUGUCGCCACCAAAAGGCCUUUGCCUGUCUCCAAAGACCUUCAGAGGGCCAUGGCAGCCGCCGUCAACCAGAUCACGAAGAACCCGGAUUCGAAGAAAGGUGCCCAGAUCUCAUGCUUAAGAAAAUGAUCUUCCAGCCCAGCAUUCGGGACAUGCUCAAGGCCCGUCUGCACAGGCACUGGCCGGAGCACACUAGCGACAUCAACGGCAUCGACUUCGACACCUUCAUUGCCACGAUGAGGAACACUCGCGCUCGCAUCUCGUCCUCGUGCCUGAAAACGCGGAUGGGCGGAUGGACGACAGGUGCCAGACUGCACGAGGGAGUUGCUCACAGGUGCGUCUUUGGCUGCCCUGCGGCGGACGACUGGGCUCACUACGCCGACUGCCUCCCGAUGUGGUCCGCGGUGUACUUCACGCUGGGCGCGCCUCCGCCGACCCGGAGGUUCGAGUGUAUGGGCCUUCGUGCCCAGCGCCCAGAGGACCUCGACCCUGUCGCUUUUGAGACGUACCGCACAGUGAAACACGGACAUCUCCAAGGAGCUCUCGACGCACGUCAACAACAUGAUUACCAAGUACCUCACGCUCUGACGGACCGCCUGGCGAUGGCAGCCGCGCGGCUGGUUCAGUAAACAACCGGCUGUCCUCAGAUGAUACGAGCGUC
Messenger RNA from Prorocentrum cordatum, 1414 nucleotides. NCBI's taxonomy places the organism in Eukaryota, Dinophyceae, Prorocentrales, Prorocentraceae. The record is from the annotation of a GenBank genome assembly.